Molecule: messenger RNA, 1518 nt
Organism: Cladophialophora psammophila CBS 110553
Lineage: Eukaryota; Fungi; Ascomycota; Eurotiomycetes; Chaetothyriales; Herpotrichiellaceae
Exons: 1
Coding region: 1-1518 (505 amino acids)
Biological process (GO): transmembrane transport
Cellular component (GO): membrane
Molecular function (GO): transmembrane transporter activity
Source: RefSeq, a predicted model, not a curated record
AUGGGCAAACUCGGGCAGUCGAGCAUCUCGCACCGAGAGGCUGUCAGCGGCGAAGGCAGCUCGUCUCUCGACUCUCCAGGUCCGUCAAUUGAAGACCACCGUCAAGCCCCUGAUCCAUCAACCCGGACAUUAUCACGGAUCUCGACGACCUCCACCGUCGAAUAUAAAGUAUAUAAACGACGCUUCUUCGGCCUGGCCCAAUUAGUCCUGCUGAACAUUGUAGUCUCUUGGGACUGGAUCGCAUUUGCUCCCGUGUCCAAAACUUCAGCCAAGUACUUCGACACCUCGGAGACCAACAUCAACUGGGUCUCGACAGCGUUUCUCUUUGCCUUUUGCGUAACAACACCACCUACCUUCUAUGUCCUCCACAAGUAUGGCACAAAGACUGCCAUUAUCAUAGCCGCCUCCUUGGUGCUGGUCGGAAACUGGAUCAAAUAUGGCGCGACACGGGCAAACAACUUCGGCGGCGUCAUGGUCGGCCAACUGAUCAUCGGCUUCGCGCAACCCUUCGUCCUGUCUUCUCCCACGAGCUAUUCCAACCUCUGGUUCAGUGCGGCCGGCCGCACCACCGCCACUGCCUUGGCCUCCUUAUCCAACCCCUUCGGCGCAGCACUGGGUCAACUCAUCUCACCCUUCUGGGCGGACGAACCGCGCGAGAUCCCCAACAUGAUCCUGUACAUCUCCAUCAUCUCCUCGGUGGCGAGCGUACCGGCUUUCUUCAUCCCGUCGAGACCGCCCUCGCCACCUUCGGCCGGUUCAGUACCGGACCACAUGGACCGCACCUCUCUGCGCAAGGAUUUCCACACGCUCUCCCGCUCGCCGGAAUUCUACCUCCUCUUCCUCCCAUUCAUAUUCUACGUGGGAUUCUUCAACGCCUUCUCAGCGCUGCUCAAUCAGAUCCUUGAGCCUUACGGCUUCAGCGAAACCAACGCCGGCAUCGCCGGCGCAAUCUUGAUCGUGGUCGGGCUCGUCUGCGCGGCCAUCUCGAGCCCGAUCAUCGACAAGUACAAGUUUUACCUCGCUUACGUCAAGAUCGCCGUGCCAGUGUUGGCAAUCGGCUACUUGAUCGUCAUCUGGGCGCCGCAGUCCCGUUCUCUGGCGUACGUCUUCGUCGUCUGUGCCCUUCUCGGGGCUGCGAGCUUCGGCCUCGUCCCCGUGGCGUUGGAGUUCCUCGUCGAGAUUCACUACCCUCUGGGCCCCGAAUUGGGAAGCAGUCUCUGCUGGUGCGGCGGACAGCUUUUGGGCGGGAUAUUCAUUGUCAUCAUGAACGCGUUGAAGGCCGGUCCGUAUGCGGAUCCGCCGAAGAAUAUGAAAAGGGCUUUGAUCUUCCAAGCCGUGUUGGCCGUGUUGGUGAUGCCGACUCCGUUGUGCCUUGGGUUAUUCGGUCGCCAGGGACGUGUGAGAAGGAAGAGGUGGGAAGCAGAUCGCAGUACGCCAGACGAGGUGGUGCAGGGCUAUGUGGACAGAGUGGAAGAUGACGAACAGAUUCUCCACGUACAGGAUGCCAGAUUUGCCUGA